Messenger RNA from Bombyx mori (domestic silkworm), 924 nucleotides. It is a transcript of the gene Rab1, whose product is annotated as small GTP-binding protein. The record is from RefSeq and is marked provisional. Gene Ontology annotation, biological process: vesicle-mediated transport. Gene Ontology annotation, molecular function: GTP binding; GTPase activity. Lineage: Eukaryota; Metazoa; Arthropoda; Insecta; Lepidoptera; Bombycidae.
UUUUUCGCUAUUUAGUACUAGAAACAAAGAACUUAAGUGCUUUCGAUAAAUUCGACAACUAAAUUGUGUGAAAAACAAUUACUAGUACAAAAUUAAAAAAAUGAAUCCAGAAUACGACUACUUAUUCAAACUACUCCUGAUUGGUGACUCUGGAGUUGGGAAAUCAUGUCUGUUGCUAAGAUUCGCUGAUGAUACGUACACCGAGAGCUACAUCAGUACUAUUGGCGUGGACUUUAAAAUUAGGACUGUAGACUUAAAUGGCAAGACAAUAAAGUUACAAAUAUGGGACACAGCUGGACAGGAGCGGUUUAGAACCAUCACCUCAUCAUACUACAGAGGAGCACAUGGAAUCAUCAUUGUAUAUGAUUGCACAGACCAGGAUUCAUUCAGCAAUGUGAAACAGUGGUUAGAGGAGAUUGAUCGUUACGCUUGUGACAAUGUGAACAAACUGCUCGUCGGUAACAAGUGUGACUUAACCACUAAAAAGGUUGUCGACUUUAGUACAGCUAAGCAAUAUGCGGAACAGCUGGGCAUUCCGUUCCUCGAGACGUCAGCGAAGAACUCUACGAACGUUGAGCAGGCGUUCAUGACGAUGGCGGCGGAGAUCAAGGCGCGCGUGGGCCCGCCCUCCACCGGCGCCGCGCCUGCCGGCCACGUCAAGAUCGAUCAGGGACAGCCCAUUGACACCGGCAAGUCCUCGUGCUGCUGAAUACUGCCUGCUUACUCACGAGCGUGCGUGCGUGACGCGAGGAUAGAGACAGACGAGGACAGUUCCGGUCACACCCGCGACACUACAACAAUGAAAUUACAACAAAAAAAUAUCGCAACAUUACGAUUAUAAAUAAAUAAAUUUAAACAAUUUUGUGUGACGCCCGCUCGUCCACCGCUAACGUUAUUUAGUUGCUGUCAGGUUAAAAUUUAGAA